UAAAUCGUAGACUGGUCGUGCAAGCUUCCAGUCUUGCCAUUCAGUGCUUUUUUGUCUUCUGUGACAAACUUCGGUUCCCUUAGAGUUUGCCAACUUUGAGUAGAAGUCGGUAUUACGUAUUAAGCGCAGUGAAAUUCAAAAAAUAACAGUAUAUUGCCCGCUAUUCAGCUAAAUACUGCCUCUAGAAGGAAAAUAACGUGUGUGCGGUAGAAGGUUUAGGCUGGUGUGAUUCGUGAAGUAAAUGUAGUUGUGAACUGCAGCUUCGUCUUUACACUUCGCUGGACUUUGAAGAUCACAAAAGUGUACACUUGAGAAGUAUGAGAAGUCACCAGUUAACACCAGGAAAGGUAGCCGGUCUUUAUUCAGCUAUCGUCCCUCUGUCCACGGAUCCUGUUUCCCCUCCCAUCGCAGAGAAGCUCAGGAGUCCGUCGUACCAGGGCGAAGGCUGGGGAGCCACCGUCCAGGAGGAAAUAACUGAAAACUCCAUUCACAAUCUGCAUGGGAGCAGUCCGCACCUCAAACAGCAGCAGCAAGAGUCGUCUCUUGUGAUCGCCCGCGUUCCCAAAGAGAAACCAACGAUUGCUCCUCCAGUGUUUAUUUUCCAGAAGGCAGAACGACCUCUGAAGAGAUCGGCUGAAAAUUCAAGGCUGGAAAAUGCUGGGUUAGGAGCAAUUUUGGAAAAACGUGGACGGUCAUCUUCAUUUACAUUCUCUGGUUCAGGAUGUCAGUCCCAAGCAGAUUCUUCCAGCAGAGAUAAACGAGUGAGAUCAUCAUCAUUUAACUGCACUGCAACCAGCUUCCCUCCUCAACCAGCACCCCGAAACAAUGUAUUCAUGCCAUCAAGUCUUUCUAUGAUAAAUACAGAAAGAGGGAAUUUUACACCAGAAUCAGUACCUGCUCCAUCAAAUGGUAAGAAGAAUGUGAUCAGACCUGCCACCCUUCCUGCUCCCCAACCACAAAGUAUCACAUUUCCUGCUGCCAAUGAAGCAGCCCCUGGAAGCAGCAUUGGUGCUAGCUGUCUACCCCAGAGAGAUGAAAAAGGACACCAGAAGGUGACACUGGAGACUGUGUGCUUACAAGCAAACUAUGAUGCAAAUAGAGAAUCAGCCUGCAGCCCCUUUCUCCACUUGUCCACAAAGGAAAUAUCAAGGAAGUGCUUGGAUCAGGAAAUGUCUGGAAGAGAAGCCAACCUUGAAUUUGUAUUUGGAGAAAAUAUGAGUGAAAGAGUUUUGAGUCCAGUCAAACCAUCAUUCUCUGAAGACAGCGAAAGUGAUGACUCAUCUGAUGAAGAGACAACAUCCUCCGGAACAGAAUCCUCAUGUUCUGAAACUUAUUGCAAAACAGUAAAACAUCGGACAUUAAGAGAGUCUGCUGCUGCAUACACCGCUGCUUCAAGUCAGAGGUGUCUUCUAGAGGAAGUAGAUGUAUUCACUGGAGAGGAAGAUGAAAGUAAUGUCCUGCAGAUGACCUGCAAGCUCUUUGUGUUUGAAAAAGCCACCCAGACUUGGUCAGAGAGAGGAAGGGGAGUCCUGAGGCUUAAUGACAAAGUGGCGGAAGGUCCUGGCUGUCUUCAGUCUCGUUUGGUCAUGAGAAACCAAGGAAAUCUGAAGUUGAUCCUCAACUCUAGGCUAUGGGCUCAGAUGCAUUUACACAGAGCUUCAAGGAAAAUGUUGCGCUUCACAGCUGUUGACCUUGAAGACCAAACUGUAAGAGUGUUCCUGGUGCAGGCAACCUUAAAGGAAGUUUCACGCUUGUAUGUGGCAAUACAUCACCGUUUAGUACUGCUACAGAACUGUGCUAAAAAAAAUCAGGAGAACCAGUUGAGUCCCAGGAAAUUACAACCACAGUCUGGAGUUCCUGUCCUCAACUAUGAUAGCGAGAAGGAAGAUGAAGAUGACGAUGAUGAGGAGGAAGAAGAGGAGAAGCUUGUCCGCAUUGCCUGCCCCAGAUCUGGUCAGUCAAAAUGGAGUCGAAGUGGGACACGCAGCCAGGCUGGCAUCUGCACAUAACAGGACUCCCUUGUGGAGACAGAGGAGCAUUGUUCUUACAUGGACAAACCUUUACUAAGUAAUGGAAGGCAACAUAUCUUCUUUUUUAUUGAAGACAAUCACUUGUCCUUCAUAAAAGAUUUUCUGUCAUUAUGGAAGAUUCCACACCACUUUACAUAUCCAGCAAAAAAACACACAAAAACCUAAAGAUUGAAAAUAUUCACUGUAUGGAGAUUGCAAAAUUAUGUUUUUUUUAAACACCAACGUGACUGGACGUCUGAAAAGACCCCCUAGCCUUACCAUCCACUGCUAAAAACUGACUGCAGAACAAAGCUCUAUAUAUGUUUUCUGUUUAUAUAUUAAUAUAUGUACAG
This is a messenger RNA of Polypterus senegalus (gray bichir), 2362 nucleotides long. Its product is annotated as ran-binding protein 3-like. The coding region runs from base 318 to 2009 and encodes 563 amino acids. NCBI's taxonomy places the organism in Eukaryota, Metazoa, Chordata, Cladistia, Polypteriformes, Polypteridae. The transcript is spliced from 15 exons. Gene Ontology annotation, cellular component: cytoplasm; nuclear pore. Gene Ontology annotation, molecular function: GTPase activator activity. The record is from RefSeq and is a predicted model, not a curated record. Gene Ontology annotation, biological process: protein export from nucleus.